GCCGGCGGAGGCGCCCGACCAGUGCCGAACACACUGUCGGGGGGACUCCACGCGACCACGGUCAGCCCUUUAUUGACCAUUUCCUCACAAAUUAUAAGUGAAACGCAACCACCGACGACGCGGAAACAAAGACAAGUGACGACACAGAGAUGCAGUGAAGACACCGGCUCCCAGGCGCCUACCACAAGGUACGUCGCGGUCAGUAACAAGAGAUGGGCGUAGUAAACAUAGGCGAGCUGUUGACGCAACUGCACUAAUCCUAUUAGCGCUUCAAGAAAAUUAACACUGCCCCACAUCCAGAAAACGUUUUACUUUGUUAUUAUACAAGAUAUACUUACGAAGUGUUCAAAGCAACGAUUCAAUCGAUAGAACAAUUUGGGAGAAACCCAUAUUGAUAUUUUUGAGGAAAGAAGUAUAAAUAAAAUAUAAAAAUGCCUACGACAAUAACAGAAAACAUUGCCCUGCUGGACAUGAUGUCGCUGGACCACAUGGACGACGAGCUGAAGAGCGUGCAGCUGCACUUCCCGUCGGAGCGGCGGCUGCUGAGCGACGGCGCGUGCGCGGAGGAGCGCGUGGCCACGGCGCGCGGCGACCUGCUGGUGGCCGUGCGCGGCGACCGGCGCCGGCCCGCGCUGCUCACCUACCACGACCUCGGCCUCAACUACGCCGCCAACUUCCAGGCCUUCUUCAACUUCACCGACAUGCGGCCCAUCCUGGACAAGUUCUGCAUCUACCACAUCAACGCGCCCGGCCAGGAGGAGGGCGCGCCCCCGCUGCCCGUAGACUACAACUACCCCAGUAUGGACGAGCUCGCCUCGCAGAUCGACUUCGUGCUCGGACACUUCGGGAUCAGAUCGUUCGUCGGAUUCGGGGUCGGGGCCGGCGCGAAUAUCUUAGCUCGAUACGCGCUCGCGAACCCGCAGAAAGUGGACGCCCUCGCGUUGAUCAACUGCACGUCCACGCAGGCGGGCUGGACCGAGUGGCUGUACCAGAAGAUCAACACGCGGCAGCUGCGCGCCAGCGGCAUGACCCAGGGCGCCGUGGACUACCUCAUGUGGCACCACUUCGGCCGCAGCACGGACGAGCGCAACCACGACCUGUCGCAGGUGUACAAGGAGUGCUUCUCGCACGUGAACCCGCACAACCUGUCCUUGUUCAUCGACGCGUACCUGCGCCGCUCGGACCUGGGCAUCUCGCGGGACAACAAGGAGACGCUGAAGGUGCCGGUGCUGAACGUGACGGGCGCGCUGACGCCGCACGUGGAGGACGCGGUGAACUUCAACGGGCGGCUGGACCCGGUGAAGACGUCGUGGCUGAGCCUGUCGGACUGCGGCAUGGUGCUGGAGGAGCAGCCCGGCAAGAUCGCGGAGGCCUUCCGCCUGUUCGUGCAGGGCGAGGGGCUGUUCAGGUAGUCAGCUAGCGCCCCGCCGCCGCGCCGCCUGUAUCGACCGAUUAGAUGAACGCACAUGAUGAUGCUUUCACGCGAGCUUUAACGAACGCAUUUGUUGUAGACACAUUGCAAAUGUAGACAAAUUGUUGUUCCUUGUUUAGAUAUUUAUGGAAAUAAAUUAUUUUUUGGCUUCUAA
This is a messenger RNA of Plutella xylostella (diamondback moth), 1586 nucleotides long. Its product is annotated as protein NDRG3. NCBI's taxonomy places the organism in Eukaryota, Metazoa, Arthropoda, Insecta, Lepidoptera, Plutellidae. The record is from RefSeq and is a predicted model, not a curated record.